UGCGUGACAGACAAGAUUAGCUCCGGUGAAUUGUGCUUCAUAUAAUUGAAAAUAGAUUAGCAGUUAAGGUUUUUUCAAACGACCACCGAAGGUGCUCUACGUGCUGCUACUUACGGUAAGAAAAGAAAAGUUACCUUUGUUAAUCAGCAGGUUCUCAAACUAGCCAAACCGUACUCAGGAAAACACCGGGACAACAAGUGUUGGUGCUAGGGUUUUUUGUUUGCCAAAAUUACUACGUGCGCUGGAUCGGGAGGCAUUCAAGCACGCCCACAGACUCUUUGGACUUGCCGACCUUUACACCUUCUGCGUAAUUCUACCCAUUCAAUGAACUGUUCAGACAGUAAGUUGUCAUACAAUACUUGCUGUGGAUUUACGACAGUCAAUGAAGAAUAAAAACUGUGUCUAUUUCUAGCCAUAAUCUCAUCCAAUACUGGGAAACGCAGUGAACUAGACAGUCAGCUAACCGUAGUUUAUAGUCCAUACACUGUCGCGCUAGUUUUGUGAAGAGAGAGCAACAGUCAUCCAGUUUUCGUGACAUCAUUCCUAGAAGUUAACUCCAGUGAGUUCGUUAAAUAUGCCAGAGGGAGCCCAACUCGACGAGUUUCAGGAUUCAUGUCUUGAAGCCCACAACAGGGUACGAGAAGCUCACGGAGCUGUCCCACUGAGAUGGUCUGAAGAUGUAGCAGCCCAAGCCGCAAGCUGGGCUCAAAACCUGGCUGAAAAAGGCUACAGACAACACAGUGAGAACCAAUUGCUUGGUGAGAGUAUACACAUUUCAACCAUGGAUGACGACGUCAGUGGAGAUGGGUUGGUCGAUAUAUGGAAGAGAGAAACAGAUUAUUUCGACUUUGACAAACCAAGAUGGCAGAAGGGUACUGAACGGUUCACACAGAUGAUCUGGAAGUCAUCCGCUGAAAUUGGAAUCGCCAAAGUCAAGAUGGUGAACACGGAGAGAUUCGUGACAGUGGUGAAUUAUCGGCCGCCAGGAAACUCAAACAGACCCAAUGAUUUCAAAAAGAAUGUACUUCCAAAACAAUAGUUUAAAUCUAAAAACACAAAAUCAUUGUAGAUAUUAUAAUAGUUUGUACUCUUUAAAAAGGCGAGAUUGUUUUGUAAAUUUUAAAGGGGAAUGCAGGCCUCAUGCUUCAUUUUUGAAAGGGCAAGGGCACCAAGGUAUUUUCUUCUUGGUUAAGGGCACACUUACUUACUACUGUAGCCGUUUCAAGGGCACCGAUGCAGUGACCAGGGGGCAAGGAGGCAAUCGCCUCCUUUGCAGUGACCAGGGGCCAAUUU
This is a messenger RNA of Asterias rubens (European starfish), 1293 nucleotides long. Its product is annotated as Golgi-associated plant pathogenesis-related protein 1-like. Bases 575 to 1039 code for a protein of 154 amino acids. The transcript has 5 exons. The record is from RefSeq and is a predicted model, not a curated record. NCBI's taxonomy places the organism in Eukaryota, Metazoa, Echinodermata, Asteroidea, Forcipulatida, Asteriidae.